AUGGUUAACCUCGGACCUUCCGGCCGGUGCCAUACUUGCAGAGAGCGGCGCGUCAAAUGCGAUGAGGCGAAACCAGAGUGCCACCGUUGUAUAAAGGCCGACAGGAACUGCGGGGGCUAUGAGAAGCUACCUCGGCCAUUCAAGAUCCAGGAUCAAACCUAUAAAUUUUGCAGAGCAUCACCACGACCAGCAGACACUGGUUCAGGCAAAGCUGGAACUCCAGACCGAGGGCGGCCUUCUAUUUCGCCACUAUCGUCAACCGUACCGUUUGGGCCUGAGAAUGAUGCCGUGUCAUUCUUUUUGGGCGACUGUUUGGGGGGCCGCAGCUUUGACUCUUCUCAUGGACUCUUCGAGGUGAUCAUGCCGCUGCUCAACUCGGAGCCCAAAGACUCGGCUUUAUCUACAGCUGUCGCCAGUGUCGCCUCAAAGUACUUUGUCCUCUGGACAGAAGGACCGAAAGCUUUCCUGCUGCCCGAUAAGAGUCUCAACCACAGCCUAGCCCGUCUUCGAGCAGCGAUACAAGACCCCGCCCAGAGAAGCCAGCCUAGCACGAUCCUUGCCGCGUUGAUACUCCAUUGGUACGAGAAUGUGUCCAGCGUCUUUGGCGGUCGCAAGGUCUUACGCCAUCACUACAAUGGCGCACUGUCGUUGCUUCCGGUCGCCGAGUACAUGCCCGAGCAGACAACGGCGGGGAGCUGGACGGGGUAUAUGGCAAGAUACUUGAUCCACCUCGAGGUUUCGCUGGCACUGCGCGAAGGCAGACCGCUUUCGGAACGGACCCUCGCGCAGGCGAAAGCCAGACAUGCGACCGUGAUGCCGAACCCAAGCUCGAUCCUCGAUGACCUGGGUGCGGAUAUUGCCGACUUGCGAUUCAGAUUCAUCAGAAUGUCAAAAUUGAAAGCUCAGUCGGUUUCGCACACAUCCAGGACAAUAUGGUUUAAUGACGCCUUGAAAACACAUCUGGGACUGUUGGCCUGGGCUGAGUGCGCUCCAGCCGACUGGCUUCCGCUGAGACUUCGAAGUGACCUAGACUUCGACCCGUCCAUCAGCAGCUACAUGAAGAUGUGCGACGUCUAUCCUUCCUGCCAGAUAGCAUCUGUGUGGAACUUGUGGAGAUGGUAUCGCUUGUUGCUCUUACAUAUGCUGCUGGCUCUGCAACAAGGGGUGUCGAUUUCAAGAUACGAGUCUGAACCCGCUGCCAUCAUGAGCGUAGCCGAUUGUCAAGAUGCGAUGCAGCAAACCAUUGACGAUAUAUGUUUCUCGCUGCCAUACUUCCUUGGGAACCGAACGCGACCAUCGAGCAUCGCCGACUUCACUAAUCAAGCAAUCGAGUUUCCCAGUCAUCACUCACUGCCCCCCGGCUCACCAAGGCGCCGCAGAAUAGAAACCGAGCAUACACUAUCGAAAGAUGAGCACGAGCGCCACGUCAUAGCUCAAGGAUCGUGGCAUAGCAUGGGGCCUUUAUGUCGACUAUUGAAUCUGUUCGCUGGCGAGCAUGGCUGGGUUGUCACGGAUGCGCUGCGGAUUGGCCAACAGGACUGGAUCUGUGAACAGUUCCUUCGUGUCACAACUAUACUCCGGCUUCCCAUUGAAGACUUUGUCGACAUUGAAGAGGUUGCUGCGCUUGACUUUGGUGAUGCCAGGAUAAGCGCUGGGUACAUCGCACUGAAACUGCACGAAGGGCUGAAUAUCAUAGGAGGUACUUAG
Thyridium curvatum is the source of this 1707-nucleotide messenger RNA. RefSeq lists its product as uncharacterized. Gene Ontology annotation, molecular function: DNA-binding transcription factor activity, RNA polymerase II-specific; zinc ion binding. The transcript has a single exon. NCBI's taxonomy places the organism in Eukaryota, Fungi, Ascomycota, Sordariomycetes, Thyridiales, Thyridiaceae. The coding region runs from base 1 to 1707 and encodes 568 amino acids. Gene Ontology annotation, biological process: regulation of DNA-templated transcription. The record is from RefSeq and is a predicted model, not a curated record.